This is a messenger RNA of Cyclocybe aegerita, 798 nucleotides long. NCBI's taxonomy places the organism in Eukaryota, Fungi, Basidiomycota, Agaricomycetes, Agaricales, Hemipholiotaceae. The record is from the annotation of a GenBank genome assembly.
UAUGUUCCAAAUUGCGUCCAUCCUCCUUGCCACUGUUCUCGUUGUUCGAGGGGCAGUCAACGGCCCUUGCAGCGUCAAUGGUACACCCGGUGUCUGUAUAUCCACCUCCAGCUGCUCUUCUGGUGGUGGAACGUACGCCACUGGGUUCUGUCCCAACGACCCCACCGACAUCAAGUGCUGCUACAAAACGUCCUGUGGCAGCGGUGGCAACUGCCGUUUCACCAGCUCCUGCAGCACAGGCAACAUUGCCACCGGCUUGUGCCCCGGACCUGCAGACUUCAAAUGCUGCCUCCCUGCCUCGAGCUGCGCGCCCAAGGACGUGAACACAGCGACGGUCAACCUCAUCAAGGAGUUCGAAGGGUUCGUUCCCCGCCCCGCCCCGGACCCCAUCGGCCUCCCGACCGUCGGCUACGGCCAUCUCUGCAAGACCAGCGGCUGCUCCGAAGUGCCCUACUCCUUCCCGCUCACCACCACGACUGCGACGGCCCUGCUCCAGUCGGAUCUGAAGACCUUCCAAGCGUGCAUCUCGAAGGACAUCAAUGACAGCGUGCGCCUCAACGCGAACCAGUACGGUGCGCUCGUCUCCUGGGCGUUCAACGUCGGCUGCGGCAACACGGCGAGUUCUUCGUUGAUUAGCCGCCUCAACGCGGGUCAGAACCCCAACACCGUCGCUUCUGAGGAGCUACCGAGAUGGAAGUUCGCUGGUGGACAGGAACUUCCGGGUCUUGUUCGUCGUCGGGCUGCUGAGGUGGCCUUGUUCAAGACGGCGUCUUCGACUAUUGCUCAUCCUCCUUGCUA